AUGAAGAGAAGGACUGUAGCAGCAUGUGACAGAAGCAACACUACAGCAGCAUGCAUGGGUGACAUCAAGGAUGUGAGAGCCAUGAUAUGUCAGAGUGCAAAGGUGAGAAAGGUAUCACCUCCACUUGUACUACUACUGGUGGACACAACUGUACCAGCAUCCAUUGCAAAACUACCUGAAGUUGAUGGUGCAGGUACGGCAGAUGGUGUGGAGGUGACUGUGGCAGGCUGGGACCCAGAUGUAAGAGGUUCUUCUGGUGGUGGUUGUGGUGGUAGCACUGCUGUUGACACCUGUGCAAAGGCUGCCAAAUAUCUCACAAAAUGUGACUUCAAUAACAAUUACCAACCAUUUUGUGACUGGGUUCAGCCCUGCGAUGGAGAUGAUGGUGACUGGAUAAGAACUAAGCAUGCUACUCCAACACCAGAGACAGGGCCGAUUGGUGAUUACCCAGGAGGAAAUGGCUAUUUUAUUUACCAGGAAGCCAGUAAUUUCAUACCACUCGGAACAAACAGGUUGGAAAGUCCAUCACUUGGUGUGUUGGGAGACAUAUGUAUUGAGUUUUGGUAUCACAUGCUUGGCUCUGAAAACCACAAUAAGCUGAAAGUUAUCAUUAAAGAUAAUGCAACAGAAGCAGUGAUCUGGUCCAGAACUGGGAAUCAGAGUUCUUUCUGGCUUAAUGCUUCAGUGCCUGUAACAAUUUCUGUGGAAAAACAUAUAAAGGUCAUAUUUGAGGCUGUUCGUGGAUGGACAGAAUAUGGUGACACAGCAGUUGACAAUGUUGCAGUACAAAAAGGUCCAUGUGAAUCUACCUGCAGUGUGCACAGUGACCCCCAUUAUCGUACCUUUGACGGACAGCCCCAUACCUUCAUGGGAACCUGCACCUACACAUUAUCCAAGCUCUGUGAUGUCAACAGCACUCUGCCUUACUUUAAUGUCGAAGCUGCUAAUGAAAACAGAGGGGGUAAUACCCAUGUAUCGUAUGUCAAGUCUGUCACUGUCGAUGUCUACAGCUACAGAAUUAUACUGGAGAAAAAUAAGGUGGUAAAGGUAAAUGGGAUUGCACAGCUAAUACCACUGCCUCUGACGCCAGAUGUAACUAUCACACAAAGUGGGCAAUAUGCCAUGGUCAUGACUAGUUUUGGAUUAAGAGUAAAAUAUGAUGGUAACCAAAGAGCUGAGGUAACCCUGCCUAGUACAUUUCAAGGGAAAGUCUGUGGAAUGUGUGGCAACUACAAUAGUAUAAGAAAUGAUGAUUUCUUAAAUCCAGAUGGAAAACCAGAACCGGAUUCUGUAAGCUUGGGUAACAGCUGGCAGGUUUACAAUGAUACAAGCUGUACGCCAGGCCAUGUCCACAAUCCCAACUGUACUGUGAGUGAACAGCAAAUAAUUGAAAGCAACAGUUACUGUGGGAUUAUCACAGACACUAAUGGACCAUUCAGGCAGUGUCACUCUGUCAUUGACCCAAAGGAUUACUUUGAUGACUGUGCCUAUGACCUUUGUGAACUUAACAUGGACACUGGUGCUCUGUGCAGUAACCUUCAGGCUUAUGCUGAUGCUUGUCAGUCAGAAGGAGUCACCAUUAGACCAUGGAGGAAUGAAACCUUUUGUGCCACAUCAUGUAUUACAUCUUUUAAAACUGUUAGAGAAUCAAAGACACAGUUCACUUCUGGCUGUCAUCUCUGUGGCACGGUUUUGCCAUGUAAACCAAACACCCACUAUCAACAGUGUGGUCCUGCCUGUCCAGCUACAUGCACGAAUCCCAAUGCCCCAUCCUCCUGCAGUUUGCCUUGUGUUGAAGAUUGUGUAUGUGACAGUGGAUAUCUGCUCUACCAUGACCGAUGUGUACCCAGCACUCAGUGUGGUUGUUGGCAGGAUGGAAAGCAUUAUCCUGUGGGAUCAGAGUUCUGGACGGAUGACAGCUGCUCAACCAAAUGUAGCUGUCCUUCAAGAGGAAGUCAACUAGUAUGUGUAAAUGCUUCAUGUCCAAAGGAUCACUACUGUGGCAUCAACAAUGGAGUUCCAGGUUGUUAUCCUCACACCUACGGCAUCUGCAGAGUUCACAAUGAUCCCCACUACAAUACUUUUGAUAAAGAAACUCAUCACUUCAUGGGCACCUGCACAUAUACAGUGGCUAAAGUUUGUGCAAAUACCACCUCUUUACCAUAUUUCAAUAUUGAAACUAAAAAUGAACAUCGAGGAAACCCUUCUGUGUCUUAUGUUCAAAAGGUUCAUGUAGAUGUGUAUGGUCACCGAGUAUCCAUUAUUAAAAAAGAACCAUCUCGUGUACUGGUUGAUGGAGUCUGGCAAAAGCUUUCUGUGUCUCUGGCUGAUGGUGCACUCCUUGUCAGGCAGAGUGGAAGAUACGUUCAACUGGAGACAGAUUUUGGAUUAUCAGUUUCUUACGAUACUGAUCAUUCUGUGGAAGUGAAGGUUCCAAGCACCUACUUUAACCUGACCUGUGGCAUGUGUGGCAAUUUUAACAACCUGAGGAAAGAUGACUUCAUGAUGCCAAAUGGAACCCAAGCAAAGAAUUCCAAUGACUUAGGAAACAGCUGGAAAGUGAACAAUAAUGACACAGACUGUCAGGACCCUGGGAAACCGCCAGCAUGUCCCGAACAAAGCAAAAACCUUUAUGAGGGAAACGAUUACUGUGGAAUAAUAACAAAAGCAGACGGGCACUUUGCAGUAUGUCAUUCUGUGGUAAAUCCUAGCAGCUUCUUUGACAGCUGUGUCUUUGACCUUUGUGCUUUGAAUGGAGACAGACAAAGACUAUGCAAUGCUCUGGAGACCUAUGCUCAUGCCUGCCAAAGUGCUGGAGUAUCCAUUCCACCUUGGAGGAAUGAAACAUUUUGCCCUCUUAAGUGUCCCUCUAAUAGUCACUACAAUGUAUGCGGCAGUGCAUGUCCAGCUACCUGCACAGAUAUGUCAGCACCAAACAACUGUAGCAAACCAUGCGUUGAAGGAUGCCACUGCGAUCAUGAGUUUGUCCUCAGUGGUCAAACAUGCGUUUCUGUUCAUGACUGUGGAUGUGUGCAUAAUGGAAAAUAUCAUGAGAAAGGACAUACAUUCUGGGAAGAGAACUGUGAACACAAGUGCACCUGCUAUGGAAAUAAUCAUUUAAACUGCACUGCAGCAAAGUGUGAAUCAAAUGAAAUAUGCAAAGUGCAGAAUGGCGAAUGGGGAUGUCAUGUGGCAAACGCUGCUAUGUGCCACAUCUAUGGUGAUCCGCAUUAUAUAACCUUUGAUGGAAAACUGUAUCAUUUUCAAGGGGCCUGUAACUAUUCUGUGACCCAAACUUGUAGGAAUUCUGCUGUCAACUUCUCUGUUACAUCUCGAAAUGAACACAGAGGAAGUCCAAAAUGGUCAGCACUAAAUUCUGUGGCCUUUACUAUCAGCGGUCUCCACAUCAUCUUGAAAAAGAAUAAUAAAGUCUCUGUAAAUGGUGUUAAUAUAUCUCUUCCAUACAACAAUGGACAUGGAAUACUGGUAUCCAAGGAUGGCCCAUAUCUUGUGCUACAGACUCAUUUUGGCCUCAAACUGAAGUAUAAUGGUGACCAUGAGCUUUUUGUGCACGUUAAUGAGAACUUCAAGGGACAAUUGUGUGGUCUGUGUGGCACAUACAAUGAUGACCAACUGGAUGACUUUACAAGGCCUGAUGGUGUGCUGGCUCUGGAUUCUAAUGAGUUUGGGAACAGCUGGCAGGUCACGGAUAAUGACUGGAUAUGUGACCCCCUUGCUCCAGAUUCACCAUCCUGCCUCCCAUCACAAGAACCUGAGGCCACCCUACAGUGCCAGAUUAUCAUGGCUAGUAAUGGACCUUUUGGUAGUUGCCACUGGUACAUUCCUCCUCAGCUCUACUUUGAGAGCUGUGUCUUUGACUUCUGUGCAACAAACGGAAGCUUGGAAUAUUUCUGCAGUGCUCUGGAAUCCUAUGCUACAGCCUGCGCAGCAGCCGGAGUGCAUGUCGGAGACUGGAAAAAGGAAACAUUCUGUGACAUUGAUGUAUGCUCCUUGGAAUGUGAUUUUGACAUUGAUUACUGUGGGUGGGCUCAGUCUUCAUCUGACAGCUUUGACUGGCUACGUUACAAAGGCCCAACACCUUCCUUAAAUACUGGACCACCAUAUGAUCACACAUCUGCAGAGGAAGAAGUAGAUGGAUACUAUGUUUAUAUCGAGGGUGAUUUCGCCAAGCCAGGGGAUGUAGCUCACCUGCUCAGUCCAAGCUGCCCUGCCUAUGGGCCUCAUUGUUUCCGCUUCUGGUACCACAUGUAUGGUGUUGCACAGAAUAUGGCUCUGAAAUUGUACUUAGUUCAGAAGGGCGUUCCAGUUCUAAUGUGGUCCCAAACUGGCAAUCAGGGAAAUAAAUGGCGUUUAGUAGAAGUUGAACUCCAACUUAGAGGCAGUUUUCAGAUUAUCAUUGAAGGUGUGAGAGGCAGUGAUUACCGCAGUGAUGUUGCAGUGGAUGAUAUAACAUUUAAAGCUGGAUGUUGUGCAGGUUGCACACCAGACAGCACAACUACACCAAAAACAACAACUUCAACAAUCACAACGACAACACCUGUAGGAGAAACAGAGGCCAUCUGCAGUGUGCACAGUGACCCCCACUACCAUACCUUUGAUGGACUGGCCCAUACCUACAUGGGAAACUGCAGCCAUCUACUAUCUACGAUCUGUGCCAACAGCACUCUACCUUACUAUGAAGUUGCAGCUGCAAAUGAAUUCAGAGGGGGAAAUACACAUGUGUCAUAUGUCAAAUCAGUUUCUAUUGAUGUCAACAGUUACAGCAUUGUACUAGACAAAGGCAAGGUGGUCAAGGAUGCCAGGUCUCAUAUGGAAAUACAGAAUAUGCCAGAAAAUCACAAACUGAAGAAAACCAAACCAGAACGCAGGAAAUGUGAAUGUUCCAGUGAGGUCAAUGGAAAAGUACAACAACUCCCAGUGACACUGAAAUCUGAUAUUAAUAUCACCUUUAGUGGACAAUAUGUGAUGGUUUCCACAGACUUUGGACUUCGGGUAAAGUAUGAUGGAAACCAUAGAGUUGAGGUUACCCUACCCAGCAAGUUUAAAGGCAAUGUAUUUGGUAUGUGUGGAAACUAUGAUGGAAACAAGACAGAUGACCUCCUUAAUUGCGAAGGAAAGAUGGAAAAAGAUUCAUUCACUUUGAGUAGUAGCUGGGACAUCUACAAUGUCACAAGCUGUUUUCCAGACACAGGCUACACUCCUAAUUGUACUGAAGCUGACAAACAAAAGAUUCAAAGCAACAGCUACUGUGGAAUUAUAACAGACACAAAUGGGCCAUUCAAACAGUGUCACUCUGUCAUUGACCCAAAGGAUUACUUCAAUGACUGUGCCUAUGACCUGUGUGCACUUAACAUGGACACUGGUGCUCUCUGCAGUAACCUACAGGCAUAUGCUGAUGCUUGUCAGUCAAAGGGAGUCACAAUUGAACCAUGGAGGAACCAAACCUUCUGCGGUUUCCUCUGUAAGCCAAAGAGUCACUACAAACAGUGUGGUCCUGCCUGUCCAGCUACCUGUGCAAAUCCAAAUGCCCCAUCAUCCUGCAGUCUGCCUUGUGUUGAAGGUUGUAUAUGUGACAGCGGAUAUAUGCUCUACCAUGAUCAAUGUGUACCCAGCACUCAGUGUGGUUGUUGGCAGGAUGGAAAGCAUUACCCAGUGGGAUCAGAGUUCUGGACUGAUGACAGCUGCUCCACCAAGUGUCGCUGCCCUUCUGCAGGUAGUAAGCUGGAGUGUUCCACUGCCUCCUGUCCAAAGGACCAUUACUGUGGCAUAGAAAAUGGAGUUCCUGGAUGUUACCCAUUCACAUACGGAAUAUGCAGAGUCUGGGGCGAUCCGCAUUAUAGUACAUUUGACAAGGAGACUCACCACUUCAUGGGUAUCUGCACAUACACUUGGGCCAAACUCUGUACAAAUGCCACCUCACUACCGUACUUCAACGUGGAAGCUAAAAAUGAGCACAGAGGAAAUCCUUCAGUCUCUUAUAUUCAAAAGAUCCAUGUGGAUGUCUAUGGACAUAGGGUUACAAUGGUUAAAAAUCAGAGAACUUUAUUACAUUUAGGGAGUUACAUGGUUGACAACAUCUGGAGAACGCUUCCUGUAACACUUGUAGGAGGUGCAGUCACUGUUAAGAGAAGUGGAAGCUAUGUGCUGCUAGAAACAGACUUCCUGCUCUCAGUUUAUUAUGAUUCUGACCACACAGCAGACGUGAAAGUGCCCAGCACAUACUUUAAUCAGACUUGUGGAAUAUGUGGAAACUACAACAACCUGAGAGCUGAUGAUUUCAUGAAACCUGAUGGAUCCCAAGCAGCAGAUUCUACAGAGCUAGGAAACAGCUGGAAAGUGUCAGAUGGUGAUCCUAACUGUAAGGAUCCACCCCCACCAAAACUAUGUCCACCAGACGUUGAAGACAAGUAUGAGAGCAGCAGCUAUUGUGGUCUGAUAACUAGCAAAGAGGGUCCAUUUGCAAACUGCCUACAUGUGGUCGGACCAGACAGCUUCUUUGAGAGCUGUGUCUUUGAUCUUUGUGCACUAAAUGGAAGCCAAACAGCUCUGUGUGAUUCAUUACAAAGUUAUGCAGAUGCUUGUCAAAAGGCUGGAGUGAUUGUUCCUCCCUGGAGAAACUCCACAUUCUGUUCAAAGCCAUGCACAAUGCCUAAUAGUCAUUAUGAACCCUGUUCAAGUGCCUGUCCUGCAACAUGCCUGGAUCAGUUUGCACCACAUAACUGCAGUAAGCCCUGUGUAGAGGCUUGUGAGUGUGACAGUGGAUUUGUACUUAGUGGAAACACGUGUGUUAAUGUCGCUGACUGCGGCUGCUGGUACCAGGGCAAAUAUUACGAGAAACAUGAGGAUACCAUGACAGAAAACUGUGAACAACAAUGCCAGUGCUCGGGAAACAACGAUAUGAAUUGUACACCUACAUCAUGUGAGCCGGAUAAAAUCUGUAAAGUAGAAGAUGGUACUCUUGGCUGCUUCGUUCCAGACACUGUUGUUUGCCACAUCUACGGGGAUCCUCACUACAUCACAUUUGAUGGAAAGCUGUACCACUUCCAAGGAUCUUGUAAUUAUACAGUAACUGAGACAUGUGGGAACACUUCGGACCAUUUCACUGUUACUACUAGAAAUGAACACCGAGGUAAUCCCACCUGGACAGCAAUCAACUCAGUGGCACUGACAGUGAAUGGUGUACAUAUUGCACUAAGAAAGAACAGGAUCGUUUAUGUGAAUGACAUUUUAGUGACCCUGCCUACAUCACCCAUACCUGAUGUAACCAUCUCCCUCAGUGGGGCCUACGUUCUGGUUCAGACCAGCUUUGGACUCCACCUACGGUUUAGUGGUGAUCAUGAGCUCCUAGUGAAUGUGACAGAGAGGUACAAAGGAGAGCUGUGUGGUCUGUGUGGCACAUACACCGGGAAACAGCAAGAUGACUUUAUGAGACCUGAUGGAGCCGUGGUGCAGGACGUUAAUGACUUUGGGAUGAGUUGGAUGGUGAAGGACAAUGAAUGGAAUUGUUCAGCAGAUCCUCCCCCACCACCAGAACCUUGUCCUCCAUCUUUGGAACAGGCAGCUGCAGAACACUGCAAGAUUGUCUUGGACAGUAACGGGCCUUUUGCUGAAUGCCACUGGCACAUCCCUCCCCAGCUGUACUUUGACAGCUGUGUGUAUGACCAGUGUGCCACAAAUGGAAGCUCAGAACAGCUCUGUAAUGCCCUAGAAUCAUAUGUUGCAGCAUGUGAGGAAGCUGGUGUUGAUCUGGGAGACUGGAGGAAGGACACAGUGUGUGAUACCGAUAUAUGCCAUUUGGGGUGUGACUUUGACACAGAUUUCUGUGAAUGGGAACAGUCAACAACAGAUAGCUUUGAUUGGCAGCGUAACAGAGGGCCGACACCUUCUCUAAAUACUGGUCCACCAUAUGACCACACUUCUGCAGAUGGAUACUACAUUUACAUCGAGGGUGACCUCGCCAAGCCAGGGGAUGUAGCUCACCUGCUCAGUCCAAGCUGCCCUGCCUAUGGGCCUCACUGUUUCCGCUUCUGGUAUCACAUGUAUGGAGUUGCACAGAAUAUGGCCCUGAAAGUGUACUUAGUUGAGAAAGGAUCUCCAUUUCUAAAAUGGGUCCAAACUGGUAAUCAGGGAAAUAAAUGGCGUCCAGUAGAAGUUGACCUCCAACUCAAAGGCAAUUUUCAGAUUAUUAUUGAAGGUGUGAGAGGCAGUGAUUACCGCAGUGAUGUCGCAGUGGAUGAUGUAACAUUUAAUGCUGGAUGCUGUUCAGGCUGUGAUCAUACUACAACAAGCAGCACAACGACUACUCAGAGUAUAACUUCUGGACCUCCAGUAGAGAAAGCAUCUACCUGCAGUGUGCACAGUGACCCCCAUUAUCGUACCUUUGACGGACAGCCCCAUACCUUCAUGGGAACCUGCACCUACACAUUAUCCAAACUCUGUGAUGUCAACAGCUCUCUGCCUUACUUUAAUGUCGAAGCUGCUAAUGAAAACAGAGGGGGUAAUACCCAUGUAUCGUAUGUCAAGUCUGUCACUGUCGAUGUCUACAGCUACAGAAUUAUACUGGAGAAAAGCAAGGUGGUAAAGGUCAAUGGACAAGUUCAGCUCUUCCCACUGACACUGAGUCCAGGAGUUAACAUCAUUAUUAGUGGGCAAUAUGUGAUGCUUACUUCAGAUUUUGGACUGAGAGUGAAAUAUGAUGGAAACCACAGAGCUGAGAUUACCCUACCCAGUAAGUUUGAAGGUCACGUGUGUGGUAUAUGUGGAAACUACAAUGGAAACAAGGCAGAUGACUUCCUGAAUCCAGAUGGAGGGAUGGAAAAGGAUUCAAACAGCUUGGGCAACAGCUGGCAGGUCUACAAUGACACAAGUUGUACACCAGGCCAUGAUUAUAACCCUAACUGCACUGAAGCUGAGAAACAAAAGAUUGAGAGCAACAGUUACUGUGGAAUUAUUACAGAUACAAAUGGGCCCUUCAAACAGUGUCACUCUGUCAUUGACCCAAAGGAUUACUUCGACGACUGUGCCUAUGACCUGUGUGAACUUAACAUGGACAGUGGUGCCCUCUGUAGCAACCUUCAGGCAUAUGCUGAUGCUUGUCAAUCAAAAGGGGUCAUAAUCCAUCCAUGGAGGAACCAAACCUUCUGCCCUUUGCCAUGUAAACCAAACAGUCAUUAUGAACAUUGUGGUCAUGCCUGUCCAGCUACCUGUGCAAAUCCAAAUUCCCCAUCAUCCUGCAGUCUGCCUUGUGUCGAAGGUUGUAUAUGUAACAGCGGAUAUAUGCUCUACCAUGACCAAUGUGUACCCAGCACUCAGUGUGGUUGUUGGCAGGAUGGAAAGCAUUACCCAGUGGGAUCAGAGUUCUGGACUGAUGACAGCUGCUCAACCAAGUGUCGCUGCCCUUCUGCAGGUAGUAAGCUGGAAUGUUUCCCUGCCUCCUGUCCAACAGGCCAUUACUGUGGCAUAAAAAAUGGAGUUCCUGGAUGUUAUCCAUUCACAUACGGGAUAUGCAGAGUCUGGGGCGAUCCGCAUUAUAGUACAUUUGACAAGGAGACUCACCACUUCAUGGGUAUCUGCACAUACACUUGGGCCAAACUCUGUACAAAUGCUACUUCACUACCGUACUUCAAUGUGGAAGCUAAAAAUGAGCACAGAGGAAAUCCUUCAGUGUCUUACAUUCAAAAGAUCCAUGUGGAUGUCUAUGGACAUCGGGUUACAAUGGUUAAGCGAGAAACUAGUAGAGUUUUGGUUGACAACACCUGGAGAACGCUUCCUGUAACACUUGUAGGAGGUGCAGUCACUGUUAAAAGAAGUGGAAACUAUGUGCUGCUAGAAACAGACUUCCUGCUCUCAGUUUAUUAUGAUUCUGACCACACAGCUGAAGUGAAAGUGCCCAGCACAUACUUUAAUCAGACUUGUGGAAUAUGUGGAAACUACAACAAGCUGAGAGCUGAUGAUUUCAUGAAACCUGAUGGAUCCCAAGCAGCAAAUUCUACAGACCUAGGAAACAGCUGGAAAGUGUCAGAUGGUGAUCCUAACUGUAAGGAUCCAGAACCACCAGAACCAUGUCUACCAGAAGUUGAAGACAAGUAUGAGAGUAGCAGCUAUUGUGGUCUGAUAACUAGCAAAGAGGGUCCAUUUGCAAACUGCCUACAUGUGGUCAGUCCAAACAGCUUCUUUGAGAGCUGUGUCUUUGAUCUUUGUGCACUAAAUGGAAGCCAAGAUACUCUGUGUGAUUCAUUACAAAGUUAUGCAGAUGCUUGUCAAAAGGCUGGAGUGAUCAUUCCUCCCUGGAAAAACUCCACAUUUUGUCCAAAGCCAUGUCCAGAUAAUAGUCAUUAUGAACCCUGUUCAAGUGCCUGUCCUGCAACAUGCCUGGAUCAGUUUGCACCACAUAACUGCAGUAAGCCUUGUGUAGAGGCUUGUGAGUGUGACACUGGAUUUGUACUUAGUGGAAGCACUUGUGUUAAUGUCGCUGACUGCGGCUGCUGGUACCAGGGCAAAUAUUACGAGAAACAUGAGGAUACCAUGACAGAAAACUGUGAACAACAAUGCCAGUGCUCGGGAAACAACGAUAUGAAUUGUACACCUACAUCAUGUGAACCGGAUAAAAUCUGUAAAGUAGAAGAUGGUACACUUGGCUGCUUCGUUCCAGACACUGUUGUUUGCCACAUCUACGGGGAUCCUCACUACAUCACAUUUGAUGGAAAGCUGUACCACUUCCAAGGAUCUUGUAAUUAUACAGUAACUGAGACAUGUGGGAACACUUCGGACCAUUUCACUGUUACUACUAGAAAUGAACACCGAGGUAAUCCCACCUGGACAGCAAUCAACUCAGUGGCACUGACAGUGAAUGGUGUACAUAUUGCACUAAGGAAGAACAGGAUAGUUUAUGUGAAUGACAUUUUAGUGACCCUGCCUACAUCACCCAUACCUGAUGUAACCAUCUCCCUCAGUGGGGCCUACGUUCUGGUUCAGACCAGCUUUGGCCUCCGCCUACAGUUUAGUGGUGAUCAUGAGCUCCUAGUGAAUGUGACAGAGAGGUACAAAGGAAAGCUGUGUGGUCUGUGUGGCACAUACACCGGGAAACAGCAAGAUGACUUUAUGAGACCUGAUGGAGUCGUGGUGCAGGAUGUUAAUGACUUUGGGAUGAGCUGGAUGGUGAAGGACAAUGAAUGGGAAUGUUCAGCAAUCCCUCCUCUACCACCAGAUCCUUGUCAUCCCUCUCUGGAACAGGCAGCUGAAGAACACUGCAGGAUUGUCUUGGACAGUAAUGGGCCUUUUGUUAACUGCCACUGGCACAUCCCUCCCCAGCUGUACUUUGACAGCUGUGUAUAUGACCAGUGUGCCACAAAUGGAAGCUCAGAACAGCUCUGUAAUGCCCUAGAAUCAUAUGCUGCAGCAUGUGAGGAAGCUGGUGUUGAUCUGGGAGACUGGAGGAAGGACACAGUGUGUGACCCAGAUAUAUGCCAUUUGGGGUGCGACUUUGACACAGAUUUCUGUGAAUGGGAACAGUCAACAACAGAUAGCUUUGACUGGCAGCGUAACAGUGGGCCGACACCUUCUCUAAAUACUGGUCCACCAUAUGACCACACAUCUGCAGAUGGAUAUUACAUUUACAUCGAGGGUGACCUCGCCAAGCCAGGGGAUGUAGCUCACCUGCUCAGUCCAAGCUGCCCUGCCUAUGGGCCUCACUGUUUCCGCUUCUGGUAUCACAUGUACGGAGUUGCACAGAAUAUGGCCCUGAAAGUGUACUUAGUUGAGAAAGGAGCUGCAUUUCUAAAAUGGGUCCAAACUGGUAAUCAGGGAAAUAAAUGGCGUCCAGUAGAAGUUGACCUCCAACUCAAAGGCAAUUUUCAGAUUAUUAUUGAAGGUGUGAGGGGCAGUGAUUACCGCAGUGAUGUCGCGGUGGAUGAUGUAACAUUCAGUGCUGGAUGCUGUUCAGGCUGCAUUGCUACUACAACAAGCAGCAUUACAACUACAACAACAACAACAACUCAGACAACUACUCAGAGAACAGCUUCUCCACCACCAUUGGAAUCUAUCUGCAGUGUUCACAGUGACCCCCAUUAUCAUACAUUUGACGGACAGCCCCAUACCUUCAUGGGAACAUGCACCUACACAUUAUCCAAGCUUUGUGAUGUCAUCAGCACUCUGCCUUACUUUAAUGUCGAAGCUGCUAAUGAACACAGAGGGGGUAAUACCCAUGUAUCGUAUGUCAAGUCUGUCACUGUCGAUGUCUACAGCCAUAGAAUUAUACUGGAGAAAAACAAGGUGGUCAAGAUCAAUGGACAAGUUCAACUCCUCCCACUGACACUGAGUCCAGGAGUUAACAUCAUCAUUAGUGGACAGUAUGUAAUGCUUACUUCAGAUUUUGGACUGAGAGUGAAAUAUGAUGGAAACCAGAGAGCUGAGAUUACCCUACCCAGUAAGUUUGAAGGUCACGUGUGUGGUAUAUGUGGAAACUACAAUGGAAACAAGGCAGAUGACUUCCUGAAUCCAGAUGGAGGGAUGGAAGAGGAUUCAAACAGCUUGGGCAACAGCUGGCAGGUCUACAAUGACACAAGUUGUACACCAGGCCAUGAUUAUAACCCUAACUGCACUGAAGCUGAGAAACAAAAGAUUGAGAGCAACAGUUACUGUGGAAUUAUUACAGAUACAAAUGGGCCCUUCAAACAGUGUCACUCUGUCAUUGACCCAAAGGAUUACUUCGACGACUGUGCCUAUGACCUGUGUGAACUUAACAUGGACAGUGGUGCCCUCUGUAGCAACCUUCAGGCAUAUGCUGAUGCUUGUCAAUCAAAGGGGGUCACAAUCGAAACAUGGAGGAACCAAACCUUCUGCCCUUUGCCAUGUAAACCAAACAGUCACUACGAACAGUGUGGUUCUGCCUGUCCAGCUACAUGCAUGAAUCCCAAUGCCCCAUCCACCUGCAGUCUACCUUGUGUUGAAAGCUGUGUAUGUGACAGUGGAUAUAUGCUCUACCAUGACCGAUGUGUACCCAACACUCAGUGUGGUUGUUGGGAGGAUGGAAAGCACUAUCCAGUGGGAUCAGAGUUCUGGACUGAUGACAGCUGCUCAACCAAAUGUAGCUGUCCUUCAAGAGGAGGUCAACUAGCAUGUGUAAAUGCUUCCUGUCCAAAGGAUCACUACUGUGGCAUCAACAAUGGAGUUCCUGGAUGUUACCCAUUCACAUAUGGAAUAUGUAGAGUCUGGGGUGAUCCGCACUAUAGUACAUUUGACAAAGAGACUCACCACUUCAUGGGCAACUGCACAUACACUUGGGCCAAGCUUUGCACAAAUGCCACCUCACUACCAUACUUCAAUGUGGAAGCUAAAAAUGAACAUAGAGGAAAUCCUUCAGUGUCAUACAUUCAGAAGAUCCAUGUAGAUGUCUAUGGGCACAGGGUUACCAUGGUUAAGAAAGAGGCCAGCAGAGUUUUGAUUGACGACAUCUGGACAAACCUUCCUGCGUCACUUGUAAAAGGUGCAGUCACUGUUGAUAGAAGUGGAAGCUAUGUGCUGCUAGAAACAGACUUCCUGCUCUCAGUUUAUUAUGAUUCUGACCACACAGCUGAAGUGAAAGUGCCCAGCACAUACUUUAAUCAGACUUGUGGAAUAUGUGGAAACUACAACAACCUGAGAGCUGAUGAUUUCAUGAAACCUGAUGGAUCCCAAGCAGCAGAUUCUACAGAGCUAGGAAACAGCUGGAUAGUGUCAGAUGGUGAUCCUAACUGUAGGGUUCCAAAACCACCAAAACCAUGUCUACCAGAAGAUGAAGACAAGUAUGAGAGCAGCAGCUAUUGUGGUCUGAUAACUAGCAAAGAGGGUCCAUUUGCAAACUGCCUACAUGUGGUCAGUCCAAACAGCUUCUUUGACAGCUGUGUCUUUGAUCUUUGUGCACUAAAUGGAAGCCAAGAUGCUCUGUGUGAUUCAUUACAAAGUUAUGCAGUUGCUUGUCAAAAGGCUGGAGUGAUCAUUCCUCCCUGGAGAAACUCCACAUUUUGUCCAAAGCCAUGCACAAUGCCUAAUAGUCAUUAUGAACCCUGUUCAAGUGCCUGUCCUGCAACAUGCCUGGAUCAGUUUGCACCACUUAACUGCAGUAAGCCCUGUGUAGAGGCUUGUGAGUGUGACAGUGGAUUUGUACUUAGUGGAAGCACUUGUGUUAAUGUCGCUGACUGCGGCUGCUGGUACCAGGGCAAAUACUAUGAGAAAAAUGAAAUCACCAUGACUGAAAACUGUGAACAACAAUGCAAGUGCCUGGGAAACAACGAUAUGCAUUGCACACCUACAUCAUGUGAACCAGAUAAAAUCUGUAAAGUAAAAGAUGGUGUUCUUGACUGCGUCGUUCCAGACACUGCUGUUUGCGAUAUCUACGGGGAUCCCCAUUACAUCACAUUUGAUGGAAAGUUGUACCACUUUCAAGGAUCAUGUAAUUAUACAGUAACUGAGACAUGUGGGAACACAUCUAACUAUUUCACUAUUACUACUAGAAAUGAGCACCGAGGUAAUCCCUCGUGGACAGCAAUCAACUCAGUGGCACUUAAUGUGAAUGGUGUACAUAUUGUACUAAGGAAGAAUAAGAUAGUCUAUGUGAAUGGCAUUCCAGUGACCCUGCCUACAUCACCAAUGCCUGGAGUAGCUAUCUCUCUCAAUGGGGCCUACGUCCUAGUUCAGACCAACUUUGGUCUCCAUCUAAAGUUCAAUGGUGACCAAAAGCUCCUUGUGAAUGUAACAGAGAGGUACAAAGGACAGCUGUGUGGUCUGUGUGGAACAUACAAUGGGGACCAGAAAGAUGAUUUUAUGAGACCUGAUGGAGGUGUGGUGCAGGACGUUAACGUGUUUGGGAUGAGUUGGGUGGUACAAGAUGACGGAUGGAAGUGUUCAGAAGAUCCUCCCCUACCACCAAAACCUUGUCCUCCAUUUUUGGAACAGGCAGCUACAGAACAUUGUAGAAUUGUCUCGGAUAGUAAUGGGCCUUUCGCUAAAUGCCACGGCCAUAUCUCUCCAGAGCUUUACUUUGUUAGCUGUGUGUAUGACCAGUGUGCCACAAAUGGAAGCUCAGAACAACUCUGUAAUGCCCUAGAAUCAUAUGCUGCAACAUGUGAGGAAGCCGGUGUUGAUUUGGGAGACUGGAGGAAGGACACAGUGUGUGAUAUUUUGACUUCAACAAAAGUUCCAUCUAGCUUACAGAGUACAACUAUACCAGCUAUCAUUACCAGUGAAACUGGAAAAAUCACAACUACGCCAGAUAUUGCAGUAACUUCAGAUGACAAUAUUAUAAACACACCACACAUUACAUCAGUCACUCUUCAAACAUCGACACAUGCUGAAUCAUCAUCAACAUCAUCACCAUCUGUAGAAACAAAGACAACAACAGAAGCACCAGUGACAGAUAUUUUUACAUCUGGAACAUCUCCAUCCACCUCACCAAGUACAAGUAUACCACCUAUCAUUACUAGUGGGAUUGGAAAAACCACAGCCAUGCCAGAUAUUGAGACAACUUCAGUUGACAAUGUUAUAAACACACCACACAUUACAUCAGUCACUCUUCAAACAUCGACACAUGCUGCAUCACCGUCAACAUCAUCACCAUCUGGAGAAACAAAGACAACAACAAAAGCACCAGUGACAGACAUUUUUACAUCUGCAACAUCUCCAUCCACCUCACCAAGUACAAGUAUACCACCUGUCAUUACUAGCGGGAUAGGAAAAACCACAGCCAAGCCAGAUAUUGAAACAACUUCCGCUGACAAUGUUAUAAAUACACCACACAUUACAUCAGUCACUCUUCAAACAUCGACACAUGCUGCAUCACCGUCAACAUCAUCACCAUCUGGAGAAACAAAGACAACAACAAAAGCACCAGUGACAGAUAUUUUUACAUCUGCAACAUCUCCAUCCACCUCACCAAGUACAAGUAUACCACCUAUCAUUACUAGUGGGAUUGGAAAAACCACAGCCAAGCCAGAUAUUGAGACAACUUCAGCUGACAAUAUUAUAAACACACCACACAUUACAUUGGUCACUCUUCAAACAUCGACACAUGCUCCAUCACCGUCAACAUCACCAUCUGGAGAAACAAAGACAACAACAAAAGCACCAGUGACAGAUAUUUUUACAUCUGCAACAUCUCCAUCCACCUCAUCAAGUACAAGUAUACCACCUAUCAUUACUAGUGGGAUUGGAAAAACCACAGCCAAGCCAGAUAUUGAGACAACUUCAGCUGACAAUAUUAUAAACACACCACACAUUACAUUGGUCACUCUUCAAACAUCGACACAUGCUCCAUCACCGUCAACAUCACCAUCUGGAGAAACAAAGACAACAACAAAAGCACCAGUGACAGAUAUUUUUACAUCUGCAACAUCUCCAUCCACCUCACCAAGUACAAGUAUACCACCUAUCAUUACUAGUGGGAUUGGAAAAACCACAGCUAUGCCAGGUAUUGAGACAACUUCAGCUGACAAUAUUAUAAACACACCACACAUUACAUCAGUCACUCUUCAAACAUCGACACAUGCUGCAUCACCGUCAACAUCAUCACCAUCUGGAGAAACAAAGACAACAACAAAAGAACCUGUGACAGAUAUUUUUACAUCUGCAACAUCUCCAUCCACCUCACCAAGUACAAGUAUACCACCUAUCAUUACUAGUGGGAUUGGAAAAACCACAGCUAUGCCAGAUAUUGAGACAACUUCAGCUGACAAUAUUAUAAACACACCACACAUUACAUCAGUCACUCUUCAAACAUCGACACAUGCUGCAUCACCAUCAGCAUCAUCACAAUCUGGAGAAACAAAGACAACAACAAAAGCACCAGUGACAGAUAUUUUUACAUCUGCAACAUCUCCAUCCAUCUCACCAAGUACAAGUAUACCACCUAUCAUUACUAGUGGGAUUGGAAAAACCACAGCCAAGCCAGAUAUUGAGACAACUUCAGCUGACAAUGUUAUAAACACACCACACAUUACAUCAGUCACUCUUCAAACAUCGACACAUGCUGCAUCACCAUCAACAUCAUCACAAUCUGGAGAAACAAAGACAACAACAAAAGCACCAGUGACAGAUCAUCAUGUAUGCACUGCAUCUGGUGACCCUCAUUACAACACAUUUGAUGGCAGAGUUCAUCACUUCAUGGGAAACUGCACUUAUGUUCUCACUAAGCUCUGCAAUGAGUCAUCUGGGCUUCCACUAUUUGAAGUGACCACCACCAAUGAGCACAGAGGGUCAAAUACCAAAGUCUCCUAUGUAAAUUCAGUACAUGUGAAUGUGUAUGGCAACAGCAUCUCUCUGCUGAAGAACAAGAAAGUUAAUGUAAAUGGAAAGAGAGUUAAUCCACCCUAUUCAAUCAAAGACCAAAUUAAGGUCUAUUUCAGUGGCAAUUACCUUUAUCUGGAAACUGACUUCAGACUGGUGGUGAGAUUUGAUGGAAACCACUAUGUGGAUGUUUCUGUUUCACGAAACUUUAAUGGGUUGCUCUGUGGAAUGUGUGGAAACUCUAAUGGAAAUCCCAAAGAUGACAUCAUCAAGCCAGAUGGCACCUUUGCAGCCAAUUCUAAUGAGCUUGGAGAGAGCUGGACUGUGAACAGUACUGACAAGAUCUGCAGUAAUGGUGAGGAUACAAAUAUAUGUAAUCCUCCAGUAGGAAGUGAAGCCGUGAAAAAUACAAACUGUGGAAUGAUCAAGGACCCUACAGGUGUUUUCAAGGAUUGCCAUGCUGUGAUUCCUCCAGAGAAUUUCUUUGAAAAUUGUGUUAUUGACUUUUGUGCCUCAAGUGGAGAUAGUGUUUCACUCUGCUAUGCUCUGCAGUCGUAUGCUAGCAUGUGCGCAGAAGCUGGAAUCUGUGUGGCAUGGAGAAACAGCACAUUCUGCCCUAUCUCCUGUCCUGCUGGCAGUCACUAUGAGAACUGUGCUACUGGAUGUCCUGCAACCUGUGCUAACACAUCUCCUCCCAGUUCCUGCAAUGCUUCACCUGCAGAGGGUUGCAUCUGUGAUGAUGGGUACAUUCUGAGUGGAAACAAGUGUGUCCAGCAGAGUGACUGUGGCUGUGUAGAUGGUGAUAAUAACUACUAUACGGUGGGAGAAAGCUGGUAUAGCUAUGAUAACUGCACUGAACGUUGCACUUGUAACAGCAACAACAAUAUCACGUGUCAGCAGUGGGAAUGUGGACUCCUGGAGUCAUGCAAAAUUCAAGAUGGAGUCCUUGGUUGCUACUCAGCAAGUAAAGCUUCCUGUCAUGUGGCCGGCGACCCUCAUUACUUCACCUUUGAUAAGGUGAUGCACACAUUUAUUGGCACGUGUACAUACGUCCUAGUGCAAGUCUGUGAUAAAAGUAAUGUCAUCGAUCUGAAAGUCAGUGGCAAAAAUGAGCAGCGGGGACUGCCAUUCUCAUCGUACCUCAAGGAAGUCUACAUUGAUGUCUACAACACACGAAUCACAAUACAAAGAAGCAAAGCACUUCUGCUCAACGGAGGAAGAGUUCAUACCCCAGUGGAAAACCAAAUACGAGGCAUAACAAUAAAUACAAAUGGAAUCUACACAAUAGUAGAGACAGACUUUGGAAUGAUGGUGAAAUUUGAUGGGAAUCAUCACCUGGAAAUCAGCCUUCCAGAUUCCUAUUUCUCAAAGGUAUGUGGAUUGUGUGGUAACUACAAUAUGAAAAAAGAUGAUGAGUUUCUGAUGCCCAGUGGUCAAAUGGCUAGCAAUGUCAGUCAGUUUGGAAACAGCUGGAAGAUACAAAGUGAAAGUGAGCCAAGCUGUCUGCCUGAUAACAGAGAAGAUUUUGGACCUCCGUGUGCAAGAGUUGAUGAGCAAGUGAUUAAGGCUCAGUGUAAUGUGUUGCUGUCUAAUGCCUUCGUACCUUGCCACUCUUUAGUAGACCCUGACCUCUUCAUCGAAAGCUGCGUCUAUGAUAUGUGUAAAUAUGAUGGGAAGCAGUCCACACUCUGUGACAUUGUUCAGGCUUACGUAGAUAUAUGUAAAAAUGAAGGAGUGACCAUACAUUGGAGGAACAGUACAUUCUGUGUAAUUAAAUACUGUGAACACGGCUCCAUAUGUGCUCUCAAAAACAAUGGAAAGUAUGCAUGCAAACCUACAGGAUUUGGAAAGUGUGCAAUCACAGGAGACCCACACUACCUAACCUUUGAUGGCCUAUCACAUCACUUCCAGGGCAAAUACACCUAUAUCACAGCUGCAAGUUUGACUGACAUCCCUAAUACACUGCAGGAGUUUAGCAUUCAGGGCAAGAAUGAACCAAUGCAGACCAACAACAAGAUCACAUACCUGAAGGAAAUCUCUACACAUGUAUAUGGUCAUGUUGUACAAUUCAAACAAAAGAAAAAUGUUGUGUUGGAUGGAGAGAAAAUAAAACCUCCCGCGCAGCCUCAUGAUGGACUUCGAAUCUUUCAGAAGGCAACAAGAGUGUACCUGGAGACUGACUUUGGUCUGUCUGUAAGCUUUGAUGGUUCAGAAAAUGCAGAUAUUACACUGCCUAACACAUACAAAGCAAAGGUCGGUGGUCUUUGUGGUAACUUUGAUGGAAAGUACAAGAAUGACUUUACCAAACCAGAUGGAACCCAGGUGAAAGACGUUAAUGACUUUGGUGAAAGUUGGAGAGUCCAGAAAUCUGGAACUCAAAGACGAAAACGAGCUGUCACUCCCCUUGAAGACUUCAACUCAGAAGAACUGAACACUGGAUUUGAAACAGCAUGCAGUUUGACUCAUAUGAACCUCAUAAAUGGCACCGAUUAUUGUGGAUCUCUCAUUAAUCCAAAAGGCCCAUUCCGAGCGUGUCAUAAUGUCUUUCCACCAGAUGCAUACUUAGAGAACUGCCUGUAUGACUUGUGUGCUGCGUUUGACAAUAUAGCUUUGCUUUGUACUAACCUGGAACAGUAUGCACUCACCUGUCAGUCAGAAGGAGUAACUCUGGAAAACUGGAGAAAGGGCACUAUAUGUGAGAUGACGUGCCCACUUAACAGCAAGUAUGACAUGUGUACAUCCGCCUGCCCUGCCACCUGCGGUGAUUUGACUGCCCCAUCAGAGUGUGACCUGCCAUGCCUUGAGGGAUGUGAAUGCCUCCCUGGAUAUGUUAUGAGUGGAUUUGACUGUGUCCCCUAUAAAGAAUGUGGAUGCAUGUACGAAAAUAAGUACUAUGAGGUUGGAGAACAUUUUAUUACAGAGGACUGUUCUCAGAGCUGUGUCUGCACAGAGAGCUCCAGCGUCUCAUGUGAGAAAAAUCAGUGUAAACUGGAAGAGCUAUGUGCAACAUCCAACUUUGUCCGUGGAUGCUACAGAGGUAAGUCCUACAUAAGGCACCCAAACACAUCUAUGAAAAAUAACAAAAGGAAUGCAUGA
Protopterus annectens (West African lungfish) is the source of this 20373-nucleotide messenger RNA. RefSeq names its product IgGFc-binding protein-like. The record is from RefSeq and is a predicted model, not a curated record. Gene Ontology annotation, molecular function: protein binding. Lineage: Eukaryota; Metazoa; Chordata; Ceratodontiformes; Protopteridae. The transcript has 85 exons. Gene Ontology annotation, cellular component: membrane; extracellular matrix. The coding region runs from base 1 to 20373 and encodes 6790 amino acids.